Messenger RNA from Pyricularia oryzae 70-15, 9278 nucleotides. RefSeq lists its product as uncharacterized. The transcript has a single exon. Lineage: Eukaryota; Fungi; Ascomycota; Sordariomycetes; Magnaporthales; Pyriculariaceae. The record is from RefSeq and is a predicted model, not a curated record. Gene Ontology annotation, molecular function: catalytic activity. The coding region runs from base 308 to 8953 and encodes 2881 amino acids.
AAAUAAUUUGGUGAUUCUCCGCAUUCGGGGAUUUCUCUUUUUUUAUUCCUUUCUUUUUUUGCUAUCUGUUUUCAUAUUUCAUUUUCAUUCUUGAUACCCAUUUGUUUUGUUUUCUUUCUUUCUUGAUGCAGUGAUACUUGGUUAGCGUCAACCGCCUUUGAGCAGACAAACAUCUCCUACUCUUGAUACCCGCGAGUCUGCUUUUAGGUAUUGGUAUGCGUUGCAGUAUCCCUACUACUCCUUCUUUGUGAAAACAUCUUCCCCUCCUCCUCAGAAAAUAUAUUUUAUUUUAAGUUUUCUUUUCAAAAUGUCCGCCUUCAUACAACCAGCCCUUGGGUCCCCCAAGCCUCUUUUACCCCGUAUAGAUACGACGAACACACGCUACGAACACGAGAGCAACCCGAAAACCUUCAACUCUGCGAACGAAUCGGUCGAAGCGCGCUUGGUAUGGGCCAUUGGAGAUAUCCUGGGAAUAGACUCAACCUCAAUUCAAAUGGUGGACUCCUUUACAGACCUCGGGGGUUGCGAGAGGACGGCCGCUCGCUUGAGCACCACGUGCCGGGAUUUAGGUUUGGAGGUUGAUUCCAGUGAUAUCAUGAACUGUUUUACGCUUGCAGAGCUGCAAACUCGCAUAACACCGUGUUCACGGGAGGUGUCACCCCAAAACGUCCCAACUAGUGGCUCGCUCGCAAUACAGCCGCUCAAGCUCCGAACGGAUAAUGUGGCCGCCUCACAGGCUCGUUACUCAGUAGCACCUUCGACAGCCAUCUCCGAGGUUCACUUUGACCAUGAAAGUUUCAUUUGCGACGAGGAGUCAGUUUCUAGGGCUGUCAUCAUUAAGCCAAGGGCGGGAUUCUUCGAUGGCAAGCAGGUUGUGUUUCUUUCACUUGCUGGUCUCCAGGUCCCUGGAACGCCCACCUCCGAUAUCGAAGUCAUACCGCAGACAAAGAUGUUUCUUGCCGGCACCAAAGUCGCAUCAAUAAGGCAUGACCUCGAAGCAGCCGCUAUUGCCACCGACCUACCGGAUAUUUGGAUUGUACUUCGGCAACUGCCCGUAACCGAACAUGGUGCACUCGACCGGAGAAAGCUGCGCACCUGGCUUCAAAAUAUCAACCAAGAGACGUAUCAACACAUCAUGAGCUUGGAUACGGAGGAGACUUUGCAACAACCCUUGACAGAUAGUGAAAGGGCUCUUCAGAAGGCUGUUAGCAAUGCUUUACAGGCUCCGCGUGAGGAGAUCGGCAUGAACUUCUCCUUUGCCCAACUGGGCGGAGAUGAAGUUAGCGCGAUGCAGGUGGUGGCCAGGUCCAAGUCCGACGGCAUAUUCCUCAGCGCAACUGAACUCCUGCAAAAUAGCUCCUUAGCACAACUGGCCGCGAUGGCAACAUCACGUGGGGAGAUGCCUCGCGGCUGGGACGGGGAGCCGGAGGGAGAACACUUUGACUUGUCACCCAUGCAGCAGCUCUAUUUUAUGACUACAAUGGGAGGUGAUUCUAGAUACCGUGUGGGCAAGGACGGCAACUACCGCUACAACCAAAGCUUGUUGCUCAGAGUGAAGAAAAACUUUGGUUUUGAUAAUAUAUCAGCGGCAGUUCAGGCGUUAGUUGGACACCACACCAUGCUGCGCUCGAGAUUCUACCGGACCGCCGAAGGUGGAUGGACUCAGAGAACCGUGGCUCCGUCCAACAACUCAUACGCGAUGCAAUUCUCCACGAUCGGCAACAACAAGGAACUCGAGAUUGUCAUAGCGAGGAGCCAGGCAAUGAUUGACAUCGAAAGCGGCCCCGUCUUUGCGGUCGACCACAUCCAGACGACGGACGAUUACCAAAUGAUCUAUCUGGUCGCGCAUCACCUUGUGGUGGACUUGCUUUCUUGGAGAGUAAUUUUGGACGAUCUUAACGAGCUUCUCAUGAGCGGCAGCCUUCUUUCGCACCGCUCGAUGCCUUUUCAGAAAUGGAAUGAGCUCCAGAAGAAGGAAAUCGAGCAGACCGAGAUCACCAGCCCCUUACCAGCAGGCACACCAGUUGGUAAUUACGCCUACUGGGGACUGCAAGAUGUGUCCAACACCUACGCUGAUGCUUCUGAACUCGGAUUUUCGCUAAGCCCAGAGUUGACCACAAUUCUCCAGAGCACAUGCAACCGUGUUUUCCGAACUGAAUGCGCGGAUAUUUACCUGGCUGCCAUUCUGCUUUCCUUUUCACAAACUUUCCACGACCGUUCAGUACCCGUAAUCUGGAAUCAAGAGCACGGCCGGGAGGUAUCCGACCCGUCCAUCGAUAUUUCUGAUACCGUGGGGUGGUUCACCACUUUGAGCCCGGUCGGCUCAGUUUUGGCUGGAACUGGCAAUGACUUCAUCGACGUCUUGCGCCGACUCAAGGAUGUACGACGGGCGUUGCCCAGGCGCGGCGCGCAAUACUUUGCUUCUAAAUUCUUCAAAUUCGGCGGGCCGGACCUGUUUACCGAAGAUUGGCCAUUUGAGCUCAUCUUCAACUACGCUGGUUCGCUGGAGCGUCUUGAGGAGAGCAACGGUGUCCUGGAGCAGAUUCCCUUCCCAGGGCGGACGCUGGCGUCCAAAACAUCCAACAUAGGCCCCAACGUCGGCCGUAUCGCUCUCUUCGAGGUUAGCGCCAUGGUAUCGCAGGGCUCGGCACAUGUCAAGCUUGUGUACAACAGGCGAUCGCGCCAUCAGGAUCUCAUCUCCCAGUGGAUUCAGAAUUUUGAGCAUCUGUUGCUUGAAGCAAUUGGCCGGCUUCGCUACCAUACACAGGAGCUGACUAUGUCUGAUGUGCCACAGCUGGAUGUUACCUACGACGGUUUGCGUAAGCUCAACUAUGAGCGCACGUCGUUGCUCAACCUGACCAGCGUGCGCGAUAUCGAGGCUGUGUAUCCAGUGACGGCUGUUCAACAAGGCAUCUUGGUGAAGCAGGCAGUUGACCAGGAAGCCUCAUACCUGCAUGCCAUCUACGAGUUUUCAUCCCUAACUGGCCGGCCAAUCAACAUAUCGCAGCUUUGCGCUGCAUGGCAGAACGUCACCACAAAACAUGCCGCGCUUCGCACAGUGUUCAUCGACAGUGUUACUGAGACCGGAGUGUAUGACCAGGUCGUCCUGCGGAGAACAUCCCCAAGCAUGCUCUUCAUCGAUGUCACCUCCGGCGAAGACCCGAGCGAGUCGUUGAACAAUUUACCUGCGCUACCCAGCAGGACUUCUGGUCAGACUCAGCACAGGUUGGCAGUUUGCAACACACCCACGAAGACGCUGGUAAAGUUGGACAUCAACGAAGCUCUCUGUGACCCCCAGAGUCUUAAUGUCAUCUUCCUCGACCUCCGCCGGGCAUACACCACCAACCAACCGCUUCCUGAACCUACCGGCCUUACUUACCCUGACUAUCUGAAGUUCCUUGAAUCCGCCCGUACCAGCCAGAGCCUCGAUUUCUGGAUCGGCCGACUUGCAGGGGCCGAACCUUGCUUGUUCCCGCGGCUCACACAAGAAUCUCCGAAGCCUGUCUUUGAAAACUACAGCUUCGAUCUAGAAGUUGACGGCAGUAUGUUUGUCGAGUUUGCCAGGUCCAGAAGUGUUACCCCCGACGCAGUCUUGCGGCUUGGGUGGGGCCUGGUACUACGCGUCUUUUCCGGCAAGGACAAUGUAUGCUUUGGCUACCGCGCCACCGGACGUGAGGCUGCUUCUGGCGGUCCAAGCAUGCGAAAUGCAGUCGGCUGCUUCAGCAAUACGGUUGCCUGCAACUUUGACCUGUCACCUUACAAUUCUUUGGCCAAUGUCUUGGCUAUCGUGGAGGAACAGUACGUUGCCAGCCUGCGCCACCAGCAUGUGUCUAUCCCAGAGAUUCAUCAUGUUCUUGGCAAACGUGGCAACGAUCAGCUCUUCAACUCGGUGGUAUCAUUCACGAACGAACCUUCAGAGCUCAGAAGCCGACACACGGGUCAAGCUGAUUUUGAACUUAACAGCGUAUCCCACAGGGAGACAUCUUGCUAUGACCUGGCCAUCAACGUUCGACUUGGCAGUGGCAGGCUCGUUGUCGACAUCGGCAGCUUGUCUCUGGUCGGGGAAAGAGAGGCCCCCAACAUCGCAAACACGCUCAGCAAAGCCCUUCGCACCAUCAUGGAGGACCCUGCAUCCUCCAUUCAAGGCAUCAAUCUUUUUACCGACCGCGAUUACGCACAGGUUGUCGCAUGGGCAAACGAGAGAGCUCCACCGGAGCCAAGGGUUGCCGUGGUGCAUGAGCUUGUAGAGACGAAUGCUCGAGGCAACCCCCAUGCCAUGGCCGUAUGUGCCUGGGAUGGCCAGCUUACCUAUGGCAAGCUUGACGAUCUUUCCACACGGUUGGCUCAGCGAUUGUCCGAGGCCGGCGUCACCACUGGGGUUACUGUCCCUCUAUUGCUAGAGAAGAGUGUCUGGUCGCCUGUCGCCAUGCUCGCGGUCCUCAAAGCGGGUGGUGCUUUUGUGCCCAUCGACUCUGCCGAUCUCAGCAUGAUCCAGCCCAUCUUUGACAAUAUCAGCUCCAGGGUGGCUAUUGAGUGUGACAACGCUGGUGGUGUGCUCCGCAACCUUUUUGACACCGUCAUCGUCCUGAACGGCGAGCUCAUGACGCAGCUCAAGUUGCAGGCUCCACGUCACGUCGAAUCUUUGGCAACAGAGGAUGAUGCGGCUUGCGUCUUCUUCACCCCAUCCAACUCAAGGGAGGUUAGGGGUACUGCUUUCACCCAUGGCGCCUUGUCGAUCGCCCUUCUCACUCAAGGACCUGCAGCCAGCAUCAACUAUGGCAGCCGAGUGAUGCAGCUCUCGUCUUACAAUAUCGAUAUUGCCAUUUCGGAAGUGUUCGCGACACUUGUGAAUGGUGGGUGCGUCUGCAUUCCGAAUGAAACGGAACGGGUAUUCGAUUACGUGGGAGCUGUUAGGCGGAUGGAGGUAAAUUGGUCAUACAUGACGCCACAUCUGUCUCGCAAGCUCAAUCUGGAGCACCUGCCCAGCCUCAAAACUGUAUGCUUCAGGACACGUUCUCUAGAUGAGGAUACAUAUGCUCCUUGGGCCGGCAAAAAGAAGGUGAUAUUCGCAUAUGGCGCACCGGAUGUCUGCCCUCUUGGUAUUUCAUUCAUGGAGGUGCAUGGCCCGCAUCAACUCAACCGCAUAGGCACACCCCUUGCAGGCAACUUCUGGCUCGUCAACCCUGAGGAUCACCGCAACCUUAUGCCCAUUGGCAGUAUUGGCGAGCUUGUCGUUGAAGGACCAACCCUGGGGUGCUCAUUCGCGCGGGGCCAAAUGGACCGGACACACUGGAAUGCCGCCGAAUUCUCCGGCUCGGCCCCUGGCAAGAAUACUAGGUACUUCAAGACCGGACACCGUAUGCGUUAUACGGAUGGCGGUGCUUUGCAGCUCGUGUCGCAGAAGAGGGAGGAUAUCGAGAUCGAUGGCAGCUUGGUUGUACUUUCUGAAGUGGAACAAAGUCUUCGCCGUUGCCUUGGUCAGGGCAUGGACGUUGUGGUCGAGGCCAUUGCCUUCAAGGGCUCCAAGGCCCCUCCGGUAUUGACUGCCUUUGUUGAGCUUGGCUCGAUGUUCGACGGACCAGAGGAUCUGCAGCGGUUAAGCCAUGUGACGAGAGAGCGCAUCUUCAAGGCCAAGCGAGUGGCCGAGACCGGUAUGCGCAACAAGGUCCCGCACCACAUGAUCCCCCAGAUUUUCGUUCCGGUGAAAGACUUGCCAAUCACGUCCUCGCUCAAGGUCAAUCGUCGCAGGCUGCAAAAGACCAUUCAUGGACUCUCGCGAGAACAACUACUCUCACUUUCGAGCGUCCCCAACCCUAAUGAAGUGCAGACUGUUGGUACCACGUCUCUGCCUUUGACGCAGACUGAGGAACGGAUGCGGAGGAUCUGGGCUCAUGUGCUUAACAUUGAAGACGAAACCACCAUCUCAGCUGUUGAUGGAUUUAUCAAGGCUGGCGGUGAUGACAUCUUGGCCGCUAAGCUGGUUGUGUGUUGCCGUCAGGAGGACAUUGCCAUUUCCAUUGCUGAUGUCUUGCGCGACAUGCCAUUGACCGACCUGUGCCGACCGGUUACCGCAGGAGACUCACGAUCCAAUGUGCAAUCUUUCUCUACGGCUUCCUCCACAUCCACCAGGCCGACCUCGACAUCACAGGCCGGCUCGGAAGACAUCACGCCAACUCAAAACAAUUCGCACGCCUCCGUUGCUCCAGCAAUCGUUGACCCCGAGAAGAAGGCCCGUGAUGACCGUCUCAGGGGAGUACUGGCAACCAAGGUAGGCGUGGAAACAAAAGAAAUCAAGGAUGUUGCCGAAGCUUCGUCAAUGCAAUCGCGUUAUAUCGAGUCGGGUAUGCUCCGUGGCCGUGCCAACAUCAACUACUUUGUGUUCUCGUUCCAUGGACCCGUGGACCACCGGAAACUCGAGGAAGCCUGCCAAACGCUCAUCACCAUCCACCCUAUCCUCCGCACCGCCUUUGUUCCGUACAAGCGCAGGAUGUACCAGGUUGUGCUCAAGACGCCUCCGGCAGACUUCAACCGUUACCUCUGCCCGAGCUGGCGCUUGGCUGCUUUUGCCGAAAAGGUUAUCAAGAAAGACCAGAGCACGCCAAUCGCUUUUUCUGCACCAAUGACCAAGUUCAUCCUCUUGGAUGGUGGCAAACAGUCAACUCUCCUCCUGCGACUUUCCAAGGCACAGUAUGAUGACUUGUCGGUUGCCUUGCUCGUCAAAGAUCUCAAGAAGCUGUACGAUGGCGCCCAAAAUCCACCGCGGCGCCCAACAUAUGCCGAGUUCAUACGAUGCGCCCACAUUUCCAACAAGCAAGGAGCAGAGGAAUACUGGAAGCUCCUGCUCGAUGGCGCAAACAUGACUAGGGUUGUUGCCCACUCCAAACCACACCAACUGACCAACCACGUCAAGACGAUCCGCCAGCGUAUUGCGGUGCCUUCGUUGGCACACCUUGGCAUCUCGUUCGAGACCAUCUUGAAGGCUGGCUGGGCGAUGACACUUGCAGAGCUUUCCGGCACUGCCGAUGUUGUCUUUGGUGAGAUCGUCGACGGUCGCCAAAUCCGACUCUCUGGUGGACAGUCAGUCGCCGGUGUGUUGGGCCCCACGGCUAACACAACGGCCGUCCGCGUUCGUUUCCCAGAGGGAGAUGGUCGCCUGUCACCACUGGACCUGCUACAAUAUGUGCACGGACAGCGUAUUGCAGGAAUCCCCUUUGAGAACUUUGGCUUCCUCGACCUUGUUGAGCGCUGCACAUCCUGGCCAUACUGGAUGCGCUUCAGCACUGUGGUUCAGCAUCAGUACGAGGAGACGACAGUUGUGCCCUCCGAGUCAAAACUCUUCCACCUGGGCAAGGGUGGUGAUGCAGGCGCACUUUGCAAGUUCAGCAUCAUCGAGAGCCGGGCGCAAGAUGUGCCUGACAUGUUUAUUCAUUCAAUGGCCCGCGGUGGCAUCACAGCGAACGACAACAGCAACAUCGAGCUCAACAUUACUUUCUGCGAGAACAGGAUACCUGUGAGCUUUGCGGAGGAGACACUUCGCAUUCUGAUUGGCAACGUGGCUGUUCUUACCUCUGGGUCCAUCAUGCACGUUGUCAUCCCGUCGGCCGCGCAGUACAAGUCGAAGCGCCCACAAAUUCCGCUCCCGCAAAUGCCAUCGACUACUUUGACACCAAGCUCGCCAGUCUCGCACCGCCUCCCGGCUAGCGACAUGGAAGCUAUCCAGAGAGUUAUCUCCAAGUGUUGGGCUGCGGCGUCGCUGGAUCCCUCUUCAUUGGGUGUUCCAGAAGAGCACCGUGAACACGCGGCCUUUUAUGACCUCUGGGGCUCGUUGGUACCAGCCUCGCAGCUUGCGUCUUUCUUGACCCGCGAAAUCCCUAAGCUCGGCCUGCUUGGAGUUGGUGUCGAUUUUGGGGUCACAAUGGAGGAGAUCGCUGAUAACCCCACCAUGGCUCGACAGCUUGAUUUGAUAGUUCGCAAGGCGGCAUUGGCGCUGCCCAAGUCCGCUCCUCUCCCUUCCUCACCGUCGCGCAAUAGCCAUACCUAUCACCUGUCGCUCGACAGCUCCAGGAAGGUGGCGGCUCCGCUCAGCUCCCCGAGUCGCAACAUUGCAUCAAAGGCGGUCUCGAAACUGACGAGCAAGCUCAAGGGCUCAUCUGCCGACAAAGAGGCUUCUCGCAGCAGCUUGAAGCUUCCCACGCGGCAAGACCAACAGGUGCCAUUUUCAGCUCCUCCCUUCAAGUCAUCCUUCGAUACCUCUGCGCGGACUCCAUCGCCGCCUCGCGAGCAACCUCCUGUGCCAACCGGUGUUGCCGAGUCACCUCGUCUUCCGUACUCUGCUCCCUACAACGCCCAAGACGAGCUGGAGCGACAGCUCGACCGUGUCUUGAAUGAGAUAACCGCUGCCAACGAGAACGCACUCAACACAGGCAGAAGCACCAGGAACGCCUCCAUCGACAACGAUGGCGUGCAGAUGCAGCGCGGCGGCAGCACGGGCACGUACAGCUCGGGAGUGGACUACAGCUCGGGAGUGGACAGCCUCACCGAUGGCAGCAGCACCACGACCCACAGCACAACCUCUUCAGACUUUGAGAAUGCCGUGUACGCCAGCCUGCCCGGCUACUUUGGUGGUGGCAGCAACGUCACCGUCCAAAAGGCCCCCGUUGUGUCGCCGGCUAGUAGCUCAGCACGCACGCCCCGUACUCCGCGAUCAACGCAGUACAGACAAAAAUUCUACGGUCAAAACAUCUCCAUCAAGCCCCUACCGCAUACUAUCCCCGAGGGCGGCAUUGAUGACGUCGUCAGCCCGUUGAGCCCGCCUCAGGGCCACAGGAGGUUCUUUAGUGCCGGCGGUGGUCAUUCGAGAUAUCACCACCAAAGGGGCGAUUCGUCGCUCGUGACGCCAAUCACUACCCAGGGGCCACCGCCGCCUUAUAUGGACUAUCCCCGCCGAGGCUGAGCUUUACUCGUUGCUCUUUUUAUUUUCCUUUGUACCAUCUUUCUGUUUUGAAUGUAUAUAUAUACGCGAAUCUUGAGGAGCUCGUUCUUUGAUUUGCAAACACAAAAACAAACUCAAUUUUCUUUUUGUUAUCUGGGUCGGCGGAAAAGCAUCGUAUUUUAGCAAUACGGCGAGGAGUUUUGAAAUUAUACCACUUUUAGAGUUUGUCUCUUUUUGUACACAGGUUACAGGUUGGCAUUUACAAGAUACCAAAAAUUGCACAGUUUUGUAUCCCUUUUUUCAACUCGACCACGAUGCUUGAUUUGACUGGUGAGUUAUUACUGAG